Molecule: messenger RNA, 2950 nt
Organism: Seminavis robusta
Lineage: Eukaryota; Bacillariophyta; Bacillariophyceae; Naviculales; Naviculaceae
Source: the annotation of a GenBank genome assembly
CAAUUCGAUAACGCGAAGGGGCCAUAUACCCAACACAAAAGACUGCCGCUACUAUUGCGUCAAUCCAAUCCAAUCCAAACCAUUACUCUCUUACCAACUAUCUAAAAGCUGCUGCCAACAAUCCCAUUCAGCAAGAAACACAAGAACCAAAUCAUUAAAAGCAGCAGCCGAAAAAGCCAGGAUACCCUCCCCAUUGGGUGCCAUACCCAUUAUCAUCUCUCAUCCAUCUCUAGCACAGCCCUAGCUAGCACAGAACAACAGUCCAGCCAUGAGCAACCCUUUCUUCUUGUCGUUUGAAUUCGACUACUCCGAUGAGACUUGGAAUCUCCCCCGUGGAUCGGUCCCAUCGCCACUCAAAGCACAAGGCGUCCCUCAUGCCCUCUGGAUGCACUUUUGGGACUACGCACAGAGUGUGGUCGAGAGAGCCAGUGUCCGUGGAAUCAUGAAGAAAAAGCUAAAGACGGAUAUCGACAAGGGAAAUCUCUCGGAUUAUCGCCAACAAGAACGACAAACCGAAAUCUCCAAGCUCAAUGAACAAACUCUACGAGACUUUGACUGUUUGCAGCGACAGGCGGAACGACUCUUUCCCAAUACCAAGGCGACGGUACCCAAGGGCACCACCACGGCACACAAGAAUGGCAAAACAAGCAGCAACAAGCACAUGCCGCCCUUUGUCUUGGAACUGCAACUUCAUCAUCCUCGCAACAAUCCGAGUAGUAGUGAUUCUCCCACCACCACUACCACCAGCAGUAACAACAGUGACAAUAGUACUGACACCGUCCACUUGCACUACGACUCCCGAAGAGCUUCUUGGAAUCUACCCCGUGGAAAGCUCCCUUCGGUACUCGCAGAUACCGGCGUCGUUCUGGACGAUUGGGUCGCUAUUUGGGACUACGGGUUUGGUGUGAAUCAACGGGCCAAGGAACGAGAACACUUGAACCAAUUACAUGAGCGAGAGCUACGAUUGUGCCAAAAGUCACUCACGUUUAUGCAGUCCACCAACCUUAGUUCGGUCGUCGAGAAGAAUAGUGCGGUCAACAGCAGUACCACUGCCAAUCACAUUCGUGUCAAAAUGGAAAAGCUGCAGCGUGCCAAGGAAGCCAACGUUAACAAUACCAAGAAGGGAUGGCAAGAACUGCAACGACGUGCCACCCAACGGUUUGAGCCCUUUGGUGUCAAGGUCUAUCUGUCACGUCCGGAUAGUCAAAUUUGCUGUGGACUGCAAUUUCAAUGCCCUACCAAGAAGAAGAGGAACACCAAGAAACGAGUUGCCAGUAGUGCUAGCAGCAGUGCUAGCAGCAAGGCGUCCAUCUCCAGCAGCGGCAAUCACAGCAAGGCAACAUCGGUAUCACCCACUUCCAGUCCAUUGACGUUCCAGCAUCGAACGCCGUCGGCGAUUUGGCUCCACAGCACAGCUCCCAGUAUGCCAAUUCCACCAUCCAAGGAAGAACUGAGCAGUGCUCAUCAGGGAAGAGCUUCGCCAAUUUCAUCCGUCUGGACUACCAUCCCCAAGCAGCAAGGACAGCCCAAGAAGGUACCCAUCACCACGUCGCCGUCUUCUGUCAUUGACACACCGACAAGAACAACGAGUCCUACCAGCACCACGACUACUGCUUCUUCAUCGUCUUCUGCUUCGGUCGACACUACCGUGCUUCGUCCCAAGCAAAACACAGAAAAGGAGAAUGCACCACCCAAACCAGAAGCAUUGGUCCGGAAACACAGAAAGAAGGAAAGCAGUAUCAGCAGUGUCUGGGGACAACCCGUCGUGUUGACUUAUGUCCACGACGAUGUCCCGUCUCGCAUUGACAUUGAAGUGAGCGCCCCACCGUCCCCUACCUUUGCAGAAUCGGAAGAUGAUUCCGAUGAUGACGAUGAAGACAGCCAUGGUUAUGUGGUACCUCCGGCACCCUCUGCGGAUCCUCCGUCCAGCAUUGGCAGUAGUAGCAGUGGGAGUGUCGUGGUGCCAUCAUCAUCGCUGCUCACGCCCACCAACGCCAUCUCUGCUGCCAGCAAGCUGUUUGCCAAGCUCAAGAGACGGGUCCAUUUCGGUACCAACACCUGGCACACCUACGAGACUAUCUCUCUGUCCAAGGCAGAACGCAAGGAAUUGUGGUUUUCCCACGAAGAACGAGAAGCCUAUCGUGCCAGGACCAAAGUGCUGGCGCAACGAGUGAUUGACAAUCGCAACAGUGGCGGUUCCACCAAUGUGGUCUUUAUGGACAGUGAAACCGAAGAAGAAGUGUGCUGGCGAGGCCUGGAACACGCCAAAAGGGGCAACCUCAGUUCUCGACAGGAAACGAGAAGAGCGUUCAUGAUCAAGGUACUGGAGAAGCAACGUCAGAUUCAGCUCGACUCCUGGACAUCCCGUCGAGGCACCGUCACCGACCCUGAUGGCGAUCUACAACAGUAUGCUGCUCGACACAGUCGUCACUGUCGAGAACGAGCGCAACGACUUGCCGCCACCGAUGCCAAGGAAGCAAGAGCAGUAUACAAGGAGUCCCUGCGCAGCACCAACCUGCAUGGUUCCAGUGGCGGCAGCGUCAUGUCGGGUAGCAGCAACAGCAAUACAAGCCACUACUCUUCGUCGCGUCGCUACAGCCACCACCACCAUCAUGACCAGACACAUCAUCACAAGAAUGACAUUUUCCAAGAGUACUGCAGGAGGCAACAUUUGGCAACCAAGGCAAGAUUACAACAGCAGGCGGUGAUGUAAUCGGACGUGCAUAUCAUUUGGCGCUACUAUGCACGGAUGCCCGCUCCUACUAGCUAGGUUGCCAAAUACACACAAACAACUGAAUAUCGACCAACAACGCUCCGAUCCGCUACCUUGUUUUCUGUUCCGCUGCAUGAAUGAUGGCAAAUGUUUCGAUAGAAAAUGCCUGCUACCAAAGCAAAAAGAUAUUAGCUAGGUAACAAUAAAUGUAAUACACACGCUUACAUAGUCUUACAC